UGACCGUUAUCCCUGCACUAUUGACUUUCCAUUCCAGCCAAAGGACACUACAAGAGUUACCAUCUCCCCCAUUGAUUCUUCUCACAUCCUUGAACUCAUCAUCUCUCUUCUUCCUCUUCCAAUCGAAACAACAGCUCGCAAUCGCAAUGGCUUUGAGACCUCUGGAUAAUGCUCUCCCAGUGAUUUCAGAAAGGCCCAAAAAGCUAGCCAAAAUUGCAGCCCCGACAAAGAACCCCAAUCAGAAACACCCCGAUUUGCUGAGUGUGAAGAAUGAUGAAAACAUGGCUCCUGUUCCGCCGCCCGGAGAUGCCGCCGUGGAUUAUAUCCCUUCUGAGAAUCUCGAAGCUGUGGCUGACCCGGAUGCCAAAAUCCAAGACCUCGUUGGAGGGUUAGAAUCGAAGGACUGGUUGAAGGUUUGUGAAUCGCUGAAUGAUGUUAGGCGCUUUGCACUCUUUCAUCCCACUCUAUUGGACCCGAUCCUGGAUAAGGUAAUCUUGAUUAUGGUGAAAGCAAUGAAGAAUCCCAGAAGUGCUCUUUGCAAGACCUCCAUCAUGGCUUCAUCUGAUAUCUUCAAUGCAUUUGGUGAUAAGUUGAUUGAACCUGCAACAUCUGAUGCAUUUGACCAUGUGCUUUUGCAGCUACUGCUGAAAGCCUCUCAAGACAAGAAAUUUGUGUGUGAAGAAGCAGACAGGACACUCAAGGUAAUGGUGGAAUCCAUGACUCCUCUCCCUCUGCUCCAAAAGCUCCAAGCUUAUGUGAAGCAUUUCAACCUCAGAGUCAGGGCCAAAGCUGCAAUCUCAAUCGCAGAAUGUUUCUCAAAGAUGGAGCUGGAAGGAAUGAAGGAAUUCGGGUUGGUUCCAUUGAUCCAAACUGCAGUGAAUCUGCUGAACGACAGGCUUCCAGAGGCACGAGAAGCAGCACGAAGCAUUGUUGUUUCGUUGUAUGAAGCACUAACCGCAAAUGAAGAGCAGAAACAGGAGGCAUGGCAAAGCUUUUGCCAGUCUAAUCUGCCAGCAAUUCAUGCACAAUCCUUGAUGAAACUGGUUUCUUCUUAGUGAAACUAGCAGGCUUACAGGGAAUCAGUUUGUAGUGGUGAAAUCUCUAUGCCUGAUACAUUAUUGUAGUAUGGUAAUUUGGUUAUGAAAUAAUUAAUUUUUUUAAAAGAA
Messenger RNA from Ipomoea nil (Japanese morning glory), 1166 nucleotides. RefSeq lists its product as uncharacterized. The record is from RefSeq and is a predicted model, not a curated record. NCBI's taxonomy places the organism in Eukaryota, Viridiplantae, Streptophyta, Magnoliopsida, Solanales, Convolvulaceae. Bases 147 to 1055 code for a protein of 302 amino acids. Gene Ontology annotation, molecular function: microtubule binding. Gene Ontology annotation, biological process: microtubule cytoskeleton organization. The transcript has 5 exons. Gene Ontology annotation, cellular component: cytoplasmic microtubule.